This is a messenger RNA of Exophiala dermatitidis NIH/UT8656, 831 nucleotides long. RefSeq lists its product as uncharacterized. Bases 1 to 831 code for a protein of 276 amino acids. NCBI's taxonomy places the organism in Eukaryota, Fungi, Ascomycota, Eurotiomycetes, Chaetothyriales, Herpotrichiellaceae. Gene Ontology annotation, molecular function: methyltransferase activity. The transcript has 2 exons. The record is from RefSeq and is a predicted model, not a curated record.
AUGUGGCAGGAAGGUGCUGAAAACCAAGCAACAGUCCAGGAAGAUCGAGAUGUUUCAGCAGAAGAAGAUACCAGUAGUCGGUCGGGUGAUUCAGAUUCAGCUUUCAGCGACGACUCCCAGACAGUAUUAAGCACUUCUCUUCGGUCUUCAAUAUACAAUCACCGUUAUGAGAACGGCCGCACAUACCAUGCAUUCCGAGACGGGGAAUACCCGAUUCCGAAUGACGAAGAAGAACAAGAACGUCUCGACUUACUGCACCACCUCUUCAAAAUGAUUCUUGGAGGAGAGUUGUACACGGCCCCUUUGCCGCGGGAUCCCCAACGCGUAUUGGAUGUGGGCACGGGUACAGGUAUCUGGGCGAUCGAAAUGGCUGACCGGUUUCCUAUGGCACAAGUAAUCGGCACAGAUCUAUCUCCUAUCCAACCAAACUGGGUGCCUCCUAACUUACAAUUUUACAUCGAUGACGCCGAGAGUGAAUGGACAUUUCAUGAGUCUGGCAAGUUUGAUUUCAUCCAUGGACGCGCAUUGUGUGGAGGAAUCGCCGACUGGCCAAAAUUCUAUGCACAGGCGUAUGACAAUCUACAGCCAGGGGGAUGGAUGGAAAUGCAAGAUCACGAGUGUUGGCUCAACAGUGACGACGGAGGCAUGGAGCGGGCUCCUGCAUGUUCAGAGUGGAUUCGUGAAGUUGACCGAGCAAGCACCAUGUUUGGCAAACGCCUAAACAUCGCGCACCAACACCGACAGUGGAUGAUUGAUGCUGGAUUCCAGAAUGUGUCUGAGAUCAUCCGGAAGGCAAGCAUUUCCCGCAAACAGACCAUCACUUAUCAUUAA